AUGGCAGACAGCGCUCCUAACAUAGCCGCAAAAGAACAUCGCGAGUCGAUCUUCUUUAUCGCCAGGAAGGCCUCCACAUUGGCCAGUCAAAAAGCAGAAAGCAAGCACUUCAUUGUUCUCACAGGCGCUGGAAUCUCGACAUCUGUAGGAAUUCCUGAUUUCCGCAGUUCCGACGAUAACUGGGCCUUGAGAGCCCAGAGCAGAACGCACACCAAGCAGACGAACACAUUGAGAGCAGUUCCAACACUCUGGCACAUGGCACUUGUAGAGCUACAGACUGCCUGCAUAGACAGAGUGAUAGAAUCCCUGAGAACUAUGCGUGAAAUGUGGCAAGGAGUAUCUCCGAGUCAAAAAUUCCGCGCAGUUUCAGAUUAUAUGAAUGGAAUUCACGACCAUCGCACAAAUCGAAAAUUUGUCUGCGGGGGCAAGCUACACGACACGAUUAUUAAUUUUAGAGACAGCCUUCCAGUGAAACCUCAGAGAUUAGCAUUCAAGCACUCUCAACAAGCGGAUUUAUGUCUUGUGCUGGACCAUUACAAUGAGCCAAACCUGGAGCUUACUCACAUGUAUAAAGGGGAUGGUGGAGAGACUUAUCUUUUGGAUUACAACCCGCAGACUAGAGAGUGGACGGUUGAUACAUGGGAUGAGGGCUUGUUCACUAAGGUACUAUGUGUCAUUAAAUAUAAUGCAAGAAUGUGUACUCUUUUCAUCGACUUUGAAAACCAUGGGCUUUGA
Messenger RNA from Talaromyces stipitatus ATCC 10500, 735 nucleotides. RefSeq names its product chromatin regulatory protein sir2, putative. The record is from RefSeq and is a predicted model, not a curated record. The transcript is spliced from 5 exons. Lineage: Eukaryota; Fungi; Ascomycota; Eurotiomycetes; Eurotiales; Trichocomaceae. The coding region runs from base 1 to 735 and encodes 244 amino acids.